Loxodonta africana (African savanna elephant) is the source of this 9380-nucleotide messenger RNA. RefSeq names its product family with sequence similarity 83 member D (gene SACK1D). Lineage: Eukaryota; Metazoa; Chordata; Mammalia; Proboscidea; Elephantidae. Gene Ontology annotation, cellular component: cytosol; mitotic spindle pole. Gene Ontology annotation, molecular function: protein kinase binding. The record is from RefSeq and is a predicted model, not a curated record. Gene Ontology annotation, biological process: signal transduction; positive regulation of cell cycle G1/S phase transition; regulation of TOR signaling. Bases 144 to 1901 code for a protein of 585 amino acids. The transcript has 4 exons.
GGGGCGGGCCAGGAUCACAGCCAAUGGUAGAGCGGGACGGCGCAGCCCGGCCAAUGGCGCGGGCCGAUUUGAUUCAAAGGUGCCUAUAAAGGCAGGCCCGCACGCCCGCACUCACCUGAGCGUGGCUCUUUAAGGUUGCUGCGAUGGCUUUGCGGUCCGACGGCCUGGACGAACUGCCCGCCGCCUGCCUGUCGCCGUGCGGGCCGCCCAACCCGGCCGAGCUGUACAGCGAGGCGCGGCGCUUGGCGCUCGAGGAGUUGGUGACCGGCGGCCCCGACGCCUUCGCGGCCUUCCUGCGACGUGAGCGCCUGGGCCGCUUUCUGAACCCAGACGAGGUGCACGCCGUUCUCAGCGCGGCCGAGCGGCCAGGCGAGGAGGGCGCGGUGGCCUGGGCCGAGGACUCCUUCGGCUCGUCCCACGACUGCUCGUCCGGCACCUACUUCCCCGAGCAGUCGGACCUGGAGCCGCCGCUGCUCGAGCUCGGCUGGCCUGCCUUCUAUCAGGGCGCCUACCGCGGGGCCACGCGCGUCGAGGCGCACUUCCAGCCGCGCGGCACCGGUGACCGCGGCCCCUAUGGCUGCAAGGACGCGCUGCGCCAGCAGCUCCGCUCGGCGCGAGAGGUGAUUGCUGUGGUGAUGGAUGUGUUCACCGACAUCGACAUCUUCAGAGACCUGCAGGAAAUAUGUAGGAAACAGGGAGUUGCUGUGUACAUCCUCCUGGACCAGGCCCUUCUCUCCCAGUUUUUGGAUAUGUGCAUGGAUCUGAAAGUCCAUCCUGAACAGGAAAAGCUGAUGACAGUUCGGACUAUUACAGGAAGUAUCUACUAUGCAAGGUCAGGAACUAAAAUCGUUGGGAAGGUUCAUGAAAAGUUCACAUUGAUUGAUGGCAUUCGAGUGGCAACAGGCUCUUACAGUUUUACAUGGACGGAUGGCAAAUUAAAUAGCAGUAACCUGGUAAUCCUGUCCGGCCAAGUGGUUGAACACUUUGAUUUGGAGUUCCGAAUCCUAUACGCACAGUCAAAGCCCAUCAGCUCCAAACUCCUGACCAACUUUCGGACCAGCAGCAAGUUUGACCAUCUAGUUGACUAUAAGCCACCAUCCAAGGAACUCACACUGGGCAACCUGCUGAGGCUGCGGCUCGCCAGACUCUCAAGUACUCCUAAGAAGACUGACCUGGAACCAGAGGUGCCCACAGAGGUCAGGGCAGAGACCGGGCGCCACGACUCUGCGUCCUCCACCGUCAGUGAGGAAGACUGCUUAAACAGUCACAAGUACAAACUAGAGAGCAGAAGGGCAGUUGAUGUUGCCACUCAGACAGAGCCAGGAGAGGAGAUGCCAACAGUGCGUGCAAGUGACAUAGGGACACAGACCAGGAUCAGCACGGCAUCCACUGGGACCCAAACCACGGUUGCCACCAGGGUAGCCAGCUCUCAAACCAUGAUUUGGUCCAAGUCAACCACCACCCAGACUGACGUGGAUGAGAAUGUUCUCUUUUCUCAGGGAACUCAGUCUAAAGAAGGGUCUCCAGUAUCAAAAAUGUCUGUAUCGAGAUCUUCCAGUUUGAAGUCUUCCUCAUCUUUGUCUUCCCAAGGCUCAGUGGUAAGCUCCAUCGGCUCCCAGACUUCCGUGAGGGCCACCGGCUUCCACAGUCCUGGAUAUCCGAAGCACCUGGGCACCUCCCACGUAGAUCUGUGCUUAAGAGACUCAUUUAGAAACUUGAAUAAAGAGAGGCGGUUUCACCUUGCUGGGAUCAGGUCCCGGCUCAACCACAUGCUGGCCAUGCUCUCCAGGAGAACGUUCUUUGUGGAAAACUACCUCGGCUUUAAUCCUGGAAAUUUUAACACAGCAUCAGUUAAUUUGCUUGCUGUCAGAGAUAUAGCACUUUAUCCUUCGUAUCAGUGACUGUUCGGUGUUCAGAGACUCUGGUUUCAGCCAGGCUUGUAGCAGACAUCACUGGAGCUUAUAACCUGUAUAUUGUUUAACUGCUUUUGUUUUAUUUUUGUCAUGUCUAAAUCAGGUAUUGGACUCCCUGGAUGGUGAAAUGGUUAAUAUGCUCAGAAGCUAACCAAAAGGUUGAAAGUUUGAGUCCACCCAGAGGCAACUUGGAAGAAAAGCCAGGCAGUCUACUUCCAAAAAAUCAGCCAUUGAAAACCCUAUGGAGCACAGUUUUACUCUGACACACACAGGGUUCGCCAUGAGUCAGAGCUGACUUGAUAGCAACUUUUUUUAAAAAGCAGGUGUUGGUUUUACAGUUUAAACACUAUGAGUACAGUUUUUUGCACAAUUUCAACACUUAUAUUUCUGAAAGAGAAAGCUUGGGUGUUUUAAGUUAAUUCAGGUAAGGGAAUCAGGUACGUUUUGCAUUUUUCUUGAUUUGUGUGCUCUUCUGUUUUGGAGGUUUGAAUCACUAGUUUUUUUUAAGAUCGGAAUUCUGUUGAGGAAAACAAACCUCUGAUUCCUAAUUGUUUUUCUCUUCUUUAGAAUAUCUGUGUGCUUAGUACAAAAUAAAUACUUGCAUGAACAGUUUUGUCUGGUGAUUGCCUAAGGGCUUUUUUCUACUGUCUGGCAUUAUUCUCUUUAAUGUUAGGACUGUGUCACAAGUAAAUACACCAUAUAGGUAUUGAUGCAAUUUUUUUAUAGUGUUGUGGUGGGAGAAGAAAUAGACAAUUCAAAUUGUUAGGGGAAAAAUAACCACUUUAUAGUUAGAAGACAUGAAGCUGGCCUCAAGGUCAUAUCUUCCUUAGCAAUAUGAAUAUUAAUGUUAUUAUCUCUAGUUUGAGAGAAGAAACUUCCUGGAAACAGCAAGCCUUUGUCUGUGUUCCAGCUUUUCUUUCUUUUUAUUUUUUUCAUAGAAAAAGCUUGAGCUAUUUAGACCAGGACCUUAGUUCUCUGCUUCCCUGCCAGAGGCCUCAGUGUGUUUUCCUGGAUUCAUCCCUGAUAUUAAUCGUAGUGGCCUCCCGGGCCUAAUUUCAUCAGAUGGGUGUAUUGGCAAUGAUUUAGCAAUCUAAUAUACUGAAGGAGGGGCAAAAGAGGACACUGACAAUUAUCCCAGAUUCCUAGUCCAGUGGUAGGCAAUGUAACUUGUUUCUACACCCUGCUAAUCAGGACUGGUAUGGCUGUGGAAUCCUGUUUUUGUCUAGUCUAAUUUCUAAUUCACAUGGACCCACAAAAGGAAAAGAGUUACGUGAUGGCUUCUUCCCUGUCUUGACUUGGCCGGAGCAGGAGAGAUCUAUAAUAGGUGAGGGUGGUGUCCCUGUAGAAUGCUGAUGCACCCUGAUCGUGAGUACCCCUAGAGGUUCUCAUAUGUGUACCAGGACUCCUUUAUGGCCACUGAGUUAUUUGCCUGGUUAGUGCCAUAACCUGUGUCUCUGGAGCAGAUGUAAGGAAACUGGUCCAUGCCUGGUUGUAAGCAACUCUGGCCUAAGCCUGAAUAAACACUGUUAUUCAAAACCAUUUCCUAGAUUGAGGUCACUUUCAAUGAACUAUCUUUGAUCCUCACAACAAUGUAAUGGAGAGCUACCUAGGUUGGAUAGCUUUUAUUCCUUUUUUUCAGGUGAGGAAACUAAGGCUCAGAUUAAGUAGCAUAUUCAAGGUCACGUGGCUGGUAAAUGGUGACACAAAGAUUUAAACAGAUUUUCGGGUCCUAAGUUCAGUACACUGUCAACAUGACUCUGCUUCUCUACAUGGAGUAUGCAGGCAUUAGAGGGUGCACCAGCAGAAAUGGUGGCUAAUGCAGCAGUGAAUUGAAAACAUAAGAACUUAACCUCAUUAACACGCUUAGAUACAAAGCCCUAAACUGCAAAAAAGUGCUUUAAUUCGUGUUGAAAUCUUAACCCACUGUGUUCUACAGAACCCUUAAUAGGCUUUACAUAAAAACCAGGUCUGUGUUCAGUUUGAGAAACGCAGGAUCAAAUCAAUUUAAACAGGGUUCUUUACUUCAGGAAUGCUCAGAUCUUGGAAGGAGGGACUGAUCAUAGUGACCCACAAGAAAAUCUAAGGUACAAAGUAGUGCAAAUUGAAAGUUACAUGGGAGAAGCCCAAGGGUGGGCGUACAAAUGCAUGCCCCGAUGACUUCCACACUUACUUGGGGUAGGCUCCUCAUUUAACUUCAAGCUUUCCAGUAGCCAAAAGAGAAAAAGACACCUGGUCAGAUGUACCAUUCACAAUGUCCAUAGAACUAAAACAAAUCCAGAUACAGGAAGAACAGUUCUUGGUACUGAGAUCACGUAAGGAUUUCUCACAAAGAUCCUCUCAUACAAAUGAUACUGUGAAGCACUCUGAUAAUAGAUGCAGUGAACCCCACCAGGGCAGUUCGAAGCUGUAGAUGACUUGAAUGUAUUCAGACAUAUAGAAUACGUACCCUAUAUUGUAUGUAUUCAGAUGAGCAUUGUUAUGCUAGGUUUCACUGAUGCCACACACCUAGAAAUAUGCCCCAGUCUGCCUGGCAGAGUCCAGUUUAUGCCCGUUAUGCCCACACCCCAUCUAGUUAAUACCCCUUUUAGUAUCACAAGUGUCGCAGUUUGAACAAUAAAGCAUAUGGUCGUCCUAUCUACAAAGCACCGCGAAGAAUUGAGAUUUCCCCAACUCAUCCAACGCCCCAGACUUGCAUGUUUCUCAGGUCAACAUGAUAGAGGUUCCUUGGGUUGCUGAACCCCUUUUCUAGUGGAUCUCUUUGCACCUCUACCUCUAUCUUCAAGCUAAGUAAAUGCUUUUGCUUAUGCUUAUACAUGUGUGAAAUUGAUUAUGUGUGCAAGCCAACAAACCGGACAGGUUUACAUAUUACAAGUUGCAGAGUGCUGCGUCUUAGACUCGGUAUAAAAUCCCAGUAUAGUGCAAUUCAAUAAAAGCAAUUCUGCAAUUGCAUAAAAAAAGGUUCCGUGUUCAGUUUGAGAAAUGCUGGAUGAAAUCAGACAGGGUUCUUUACUGCAGGACUGCUCAGACCUUGAAGAAAGUCUUAAUGAAGACCCAAGGGCAGAGUCAGGAUUUUUCUUAGGAAGCUAACAGCUCUGGCACAUGAACACAUGCAUGGUUGUAAUGGACAUCUGUUAUUUUUGCUACAGCAAUUCAUUUACUCCCCUUUCUGAUAGACUUACACUGAUUUCCCUCUGAGGAACCAUCUUGUUCCAACUCAGUCCACGUGGCUCUGGUGAAGCUGACUCUGCCUCUGAGUCUGGGGGUGAGCAUGUGACCUGGGCCAAAGCCAAUCAGUACAUCGUAUUUCCUGGCCUUAGUGAUUGAUUUAUGGAGGCAAUGGUGGUUCAGUGGCAGAAUUCUUGCCUUCUAUGUGCCUGGUUUGAUUUCCAGCCAAUGUCCCUCAUGUGCAACUACCACCUGUUGGUCAGGGGAGGUUUGCUGAACAGGUUUCAGCCAGUGUUUCAUUCUAUUCUGCCUGGGGCCCCUGGAAUAGGUGGCUGACUUGAUGGCAGCUAACGACAGUGAUUAACUCAAAUCGGAUUCAUGGCCAGUCAGAUACGUUUGCCAGGGACUUUUGGAAAGAGUUUUGAUGCCUGAAAAGAUGUGAUAGCUGGAGUUGACAUGGCCGUCUUUUUACCACAUGACACCUGUGUCAGGAGAAGGCAAAACGAUAUGAUCAGAAAUGAGCCCUGAUUAUAUCAUACGCGCAGAUACACCUGUCUCAAGUCAGAACUACUCUUGGACUUUUUUGUUUAUGUGAGCCUGUUUUGGUUAAGGGAGGUUGGGUUGAGUUUUCCACCACUUGUAUCCAAAAAAGCCUUAACUGUACAAAGAUGAAAAUACCUAAAUUCAGUGCCUCCUAAAACAUGGGCAAGAUGGUAAGUCUGGAGAUAUUUCAAAGCAGGAAAUACAGGUUACCUACCAUAGACACAGAAAACCUUUAUAACAUACCCAUGAAACAUGAUUUUGAGGAACAUCUUCUGUCUGGAAAACCUAGGAAGUUGCCAAAUGUACCUCUUUGUAACAAAAUGAUCAAACUUUUAUAGAAUUGGUGGCAAUGAACUAAAUAAAUUUCAGAUGUCAUCUCAAGAUAUAAUGGUUUUAAUUUUAGAGUAGUUAUUUUUGGCCUUUCUGAAAAUAGUUAAUUGGGAAGACCAAGAGUCUAUUGAGACCGUUCCUAGUUUGUGACAAUGAAACCAUACCAUCAACAUCUAGGUCAUCGCUUAGGUGUUUUCUUUAAUAGAAAUCUGUGUAAGCAAAACAACUUAUUAGGGACAGUUGGGCUUUGAGAACUUCCCGAGGUAGACAAACUAACUCUCACCUAAGAGAGUUUAGCACUAAUAGUUUUAAACGGCCCAUAUGGUUGAAAAAGCAAUGGCCUAGGUAUUAGAAGGUUUGAGUUGUAGCUUCAGUUCUGAUGCUAAAUUAGCUCACUGAUUCUGACUGAGUCAUUUUAACAUCCACGGGCCUCUAUUUUCUCAUUUAUAAAACAAGAAAUUUAAGCUAGAUGUUCAUUAGGGUCUCCUCCAGCUUUAAGAUUAUGAUGAUAAUUUGGAGAUGGCAAAUCUACUGUCUUGUUGUAAAGAGUAAGAUUUCUUCAUGUAUGUCAUGAGUGACUUGUAAAAUACAGGCAUAAUAAAGUGACAUUAAUAUUCCCUUGUAUUCACAUAUGAAGGAGCCAUGGUGGCGCGGUGGUUAAGCAUUUGGUUGCUAACUGAAAGGUUGGCGGUUCAAACCCACCAGCAACUCUGAGGCAGAAAGAUGUGGCAGUCUGCUUCUGUAAAGAUUUAUGGCCGUGGAAACCCUAUGGGGGCAGUUCUACUCUGUACUACAGGGUUGCUGAGUUGGAAUUGACUCUACGACAGUGGGUUUGGUUUUUUGGCUCUGGUGGAGUCAUGUAUAAAUCUUGUGUUCUAUACUUGGGCCAAUAGUGAAGUUAUGACAAAAAUAAAACAAGGGAGGAUCAAUAUCAAGAAUUAAGCAUAAAGCAUAGUAUUCACAUAUACUUCACUCAAUAGGCAGUUUGUUAUUGGGCUAUGAAUAUGAAUGUGGCAUGGUCCUUGUCCUUAAGAAGCUCCCAGUAUAAUAGUGGAGGCACGCACGCCAGCUAUAUUUCAAUUAAAUAAGUUAUAACAAAGGUGAGCAUGCAGAAUCUGAGUCUACAGAGAGGGAAUACUUAAGUCUGAUAGUGAAUUUAGAGAAGUCAUCUUAGAGUUGUCCCUUAAAGGAUAAGGAUAUUUUAAAGGAUGGUUGGGGAAUUCUAGGUAGACGGAUUAACGUGAAUGGAAUGUUAUUUUCAUUAUUAUGGAGAUAAAGGAGAUAGUUGGAAAAUGUAUGCACAUAAAUUCAGACUUUCCUUUUUUCUAGUGAAUUUGCUGUUUGAAUUAAGAUGUUGAGAGCUAACACCGAGUGCUGUUAUAUCUUGCACUGUUAGGUACUCUAUAUGUUAUCUCAUUAAAUAUAACCUCUUUAUGGUGGCAUAGUGGUUAAGAGUUCAGCUGCUAAUCAAAAGGUCAGCAGUUCAAAUCCACCAGCUGCUCCUUAGAAACACUUUGGGGCAGUUUUACUCUGUCCUAUAGGGUCACUAUGAGUCGGAAUCGACUCCAUGGCAACAGGUUUUGUUUUAUACCUCACUUUAUAACUAAGAUUAAAUGACACCUUGUUGUUGUGUGUCGUGUUAGGUGCUGUUGAGUAGGUUCUGACUCACAGCAACCCUAUGUACAGCAGAGCAAAACACUGCCCGGUCCUGUGCCAUCUUCACAAUCAUUGCUAUGUUUGAGCCCAUCGUUGUUUGAGUGCCUUCCAUCCUGAGGGGCUCAUCUUCUGGCACUAUAUCAGUGUUCCUCUGCUAUUUAUAAGGUUUUCACUGGCCAAUUUUUUCAGAGAUCACCAGGUCCUUCUUCCUAAUCUUAGUUUGGAAACUGCUGAAACCUGUCCACCACGGGUGACCCUGCUGAUACUUUAAAUACUGGUGGCAUAGCUUCGAGCAUCACAGCAACACAGAAGCUACCACAGUAUGGCAAACUGACAGACAAGUGACAGCUAGAAGACGGCAGAGCUAGAUUCCAAGUCAUGUCUACUUGGUUUCAAAGCCCCUGUUCUUUCUUUGACUAUGCCAUUUCCCUUAGACAAAGCAGAACUUUUUUCACAGCUCUAAAAACAUAUUCUGAAGCCUCUCUUACUUGCAAUUACUUGUGCCUAUCUAUAAACACUUCCUCCACUUGAGUCUAUUAGACCUCAUUAGCUCUGUUUGGAUCAGCAGAAUCUCUCCCAAGCUUGUUGACCAUAAGAAUCCUUUAUGGAACUUUCUAGAAAUACAGAUUCCUAGGCUAUGCCCCCGGAGAUUAUGACUCAGGAUUAGAUUGGGGGCCUAAAAAAUAUAUUUUUAACAAGCAUUUGAUUUACAUGAUCAAAGUGGAGGAAACACUGGGUUAGGUAACCUACGUAUUUCUAGUCUUUCCUUCCAACCCAUUUUUUCUCCAUCACUCCUGAUAAUCCUAAAGCAGAGGUCUACAAUCCAAAAUCUUAAUCUUAAAAUUCAAGGCCUUCCAGAAUGUAGGCCCAGAUUACUUUUGCAAUUUACUUCUUACCACACCCUUUCACACACCUUGACUGACAGAACUGUUUCUGGCUCUCCUCCCACCCAUGCUUUUACCCUACUUCUCCAAAAGGCUCUGCUUAAAUAAUCAUAGUUGUAGAAAGCCUCUCCGGAUUUCUGUACCUGGAAACCAACUCUCCUUUUGCAGACUCCCAAAGACUUUCAGCACUUCUUAUCUUCCUAGUAACCAUAGGAUUAGACUGUGCUCCCUGAGGGACAUACUUGAGUCAGACUACAACCUGUUUAUCCACCAAAGACUUUCUUUGCAUACUGUUAUUUAGUUAUCUAGUGCUGCUAUAACAGAAAUACAAGUGGAUGGCUUUAGCAGAAAUUUAUUCUCUCACAGUGUAGGAGGCUAGAAGUCCGAAUUUAGGGUGCCACCUCCUGGGGGAGCUUUCUCUCUCUUUGGCUCUUGGGAGGGUGCUUGUCAUCAAUCUUUCCCUGGUCUAGGAGGUUCUCAGCACAGGGGCCUUGGGUGCAAAGGACGUGCUCUGCUCCUCAUGCUUCUUUCCAGGUGGUGUGAGGUCCCUCUCUCUCUGCUCUCUUCUCUCUCCUUUCAUCUCUUGUAAGAUAAAAGGUGAUGUAGGGCACACCCCAGGGUAACUCCCCUUAACAUCUGAUCAGGGCUGUGGCCAGAGUAAGGGUGUUGGCAACCCACCCUAAUCCUCUUUAACAUAACCUAAUCUGGCCUCAUUAACCUCAGGCAGAGAUUAGGAUUUACAACACAUAGGAUAAUCACAUCAGAUCACAAAACGGUGAACAAGCACACAAUACUGGGAAUCAUGGCCUAGCCAAGUUGACACUUUUGAGGGGGGGCACAAUUCAAUCCAUAACACAUACUUAGUGCUUAAAUAUGAUUACUUUUCAGU